This is a messenger RNA of Microthlaspi erraticum, 888 nucleotides long. Lineage: Eukaryota; Viridiplantae; Streptophyta; Magnoliopsida; Brassicales; Brassicaceae. The record is from the annotation of a GenBank genome assembly.
AUGUCGUCCGAUUCGUGGAUUUUAGACGAGAUUCCAUUACCGAAACUCGGCACUCUCGGCCAAGGCAGCCAUGGCUACGUCUCUCUGGUUCGAACCUCCGACGGUCUACUUAUGGCUAAGAAAACAUCUUUCAGAAAAUACUCAGAGCAUCUCGAGAAGGAGUUACGGAUCUUGCGUCACUUCCACUCCAUCAGAUUCAACAUCGUAAGACCCACAAGCCCAAUUGUCUCCUACGAAACCAUGCCAGUCAACGUCAAUGUCUGCUCUAUUUACAUGGAAGUCGCUCCACAUGGCUCACUCCAAGACAUGAUAGACAAAGCCGGUGGGAAGUUACCGGAGAACGUGGCCGGUUAUUGCAUUCUCCCAGUUCUUGAAGGCCUUAGGGAUCUUCACAAAGACGGUUACGUCCAUUGUGAUCUCAAACCGGAGAACAUACUUAUCUUCCCGAGCUACGCUCAUGGAGAGCUUUGUGAUCUCAAACUUCCUGAUUUCGGUUUAGCUAAGGUGCCUAAUGGGCCGAAUCCAGUGGCUGGCUCUCUGUUCCAAGGGCAUCCGGAGUAUUUGGCUCCUGAGGCGGUAGGUAAAGGUGGGAACAUCUCGUCUGCGGUUGAUAUUUGGUCUUUAGGUUAUAUGGUAAUUGAGAUGUUAGGGGUUGUGAACAACGUUGUAAAAGGUAGAAGUAGUGAUAACUUGUCGGAGAGGCUACCGCCGAUGGCUUGGGACUUUGUGAGGAGAUGCAUAGUGCGCAAUCCGGAGGGUAGAGCCACGGCGGAGGAGCUAAUGAGCCAUCCUUUUGUUAGACAAAGUUUUGGGGAUCAUCCACCGGUUGAGCUUCUUCCUGUUCCUUCUUGCUUACGUAACGGAGUAGUUGGAGGAAGGUUUUUUUAA